AUGAGUGCCUCCUCUGCACGCCCUGCCCAGCCGCCCGCACCUGCCAGCAAGAGCAAGAGCCGGGUGCGCGCCAACGUCAGCAACGACCACCCCCACGAUGCGAGCAGAAGCGGCGACGGCGGCGGCAAAGCGCAUGGCGGACUCGUUAGCGAGGCCCCAGACCAGAGCGAACGGCAGCCUGGUCCGUCGCGGCCCACACAAAGCCAUCGGGAAGAUCACGGCAGUAUGCGAAUCUGCGUUCGCGGAGCUCGCAUGGGACACCUGCGCAAUGCAGCAGGAUUUCGGCCUCGCAAUGGAGACAACGAGGCAGACCAUAUCGCAUCCCGGGUCCUCCGUCCGCGCUCACGCUUGCCUGACGCUGCUCUCGUCCAGACCGUGCACGCCGGCGACGGUUGGAAGGCCUCUAGCCGGCCUCUCCUCCGGCCAAGGACACACGUUCAAGUAUCUGUUCCCGCGUCUCCUGCGAGUGCCCCCGGCUGUGCAUCUCCCUCCUCGUCAUCCUUUCUUUCGCGCUCGCCACUCUCGCCGUUGUCCCCGCUUUCGCCUGCGGACCUCCGCCUGCCUCCCUCGCCGGUCUGCUCGUCGCUCGCAAGCACCGGCCUGCCCGCGUACCCGCAAGACCAGGCGCCGCCGUCCCCACGCGAGUCCCGCGCGCGCUCUCAUACUCAUCGUCACUCUGUCCCACCAUCAACAUUGACCAUCCGAAGCGGCUUCAUUGUCCAGCGCGCACCACCCACGCUCGCCAUGUCCAUCCAGAUCCACGCUCCCAUCCCCGUCCUGUCCUCGCGGGCACAGUCACCCCCACCGCAUACCUUAUCUAACAGCAGUGCCCGCCCGCGGUCGCUCUCCCGCCGUCGCACCUCGCAGUCCCGCCCAUCGUCGCCGGACAUCCCGGCCCUUCCCCGUCCGCCGAUGACCCGCCCGCCGAGCCGCUCCGAGCGCCUUCUGCGCGACACCCUGCGCCGCGCGGAGGAGCACGAUCGCAUGUUGAGCAUCCACCCGCUGCCGAGCCCGAAGCUGUCGAGCGCGGGCGCGUCCCUCCCUGGCUCGCCGUUCCUCUCACCCACGGGCGUCCUCGCGAUGCCCGUUGGCGCCCUCUCGCUCAACGCCAGCGACAGCACAAGUCGGAGACACAGUCGUCGCAAUACGACGUCGUCGGCGUCAUCGUCGUUCGACGUGUGCGACCUUGCGCUCGCGUAUGACGAGGUCGACGGUGGACGCUAUGAUGACGUCGAUGGGUUUGUGGCGUCGUCGUCGUCGUCGUCGGGCCAUGGACACAAUCAAUCAUACUUUUACACCUCGACGCCCGCUGUGAGGCCCGCGCUAGGACGGCACAGGAGCAUGACGCACCACGGGGGGAGCAGCCGGAGCGUCGAGCCUCCCAUGCCCACUGCCGCACGGACGUUCUCGGACUCGGGGCCACGCAUGCCAUAUGGUACGGCAGCGUCGCCGCCACACCGGCGGAGCCAGGCGCCGUCGCGCUCGUCGAUUGAUGCGCCGCACGAGGCGGUGCUGAUGACCCAGCUGGACGGCGUGCUGAGGAGCGCUAAAAAGGAGCGGGAGAGGAAGGAAAGAAGGCUGAGUAGUGGGAGUGCGAGCGGUGGGACAGGCGCGAAUUCGAUGGCGAGUAGUAGGAACUUGAGCGCGGAAAGCGAUUUGUAUUUGGGGGUGGAGUCGAGCGUCACGUCGCUAUCGUCGUUCGACUCGAAGCCGACGCUUGCGGCUGCCAACAGUACCACCGCGCGGACUCGCACGAGCUUCUCGUCCACACGUUCCGUCCCAUCGCCGCAGUCCGCCGCGCGCUCGCCUGUGCUCGCACCAAGGACGCUCAAGACCGCCCCGGGCCCCGGGUCGCCACAGCUCGCACCGAGCCCGCUCACGCCACCGCCGACGCCGCCGUUCAAUGCGCGCACGGCAGCGGAGCUGUGCAAGGCGAUGGACGGAUACGUGUCGUUUGCGAAUAUCGAGGGGCUGGGCGUGCCUGGUGGUGAGGAAGAUAGUGAGGAGGAGGAGGAGGAUGGGAGGGCGAGGGGGAGGUGGUGGCAGUGGUUGACGAUGAGUGCGAAGGGGAAGAAUGGGAGGGAGAGGGAGAGGGAGAAUGGGUGGGAGAGGGCGUUGUCGCGGUGA
Laetiporus sulphureus 93-53 is the source of this 2127-nucleotide messenger RNA. RefSeq lists its product as uncharacterized. The coding region runs from base 1 to 2127 and encodes 708 amino acids. The transcript has 3 exons. The record is from RefSeq and is a predicted model, not a curated record. Lineage: Eukaryota; Fungi; Basidiomycota; Agaricomycetes; Polyporales; Laetiporaceae.